Aspergillus piperis CBS 112811 is the source of this 579-nucleotide messenger RNA. RefSeq lists its product as uncharacterized. The coding region runs from base 135 to 431 and encodes 98 amino acids. The record is from RefSeq and is a predicted model, not a curated record. Lineage: Eukaryota; Fungi; Ascomycota; Eurotiomycetes; Eurotiales; Aspergillaceae. The transcript has a single exon.
GCCAUGGGUCUAGACUCGCGGUAUGUCUCAACGAUAAUAAAAAAAUUAACUUUUUUUUAGUUUCUGUUUAUUGCAAGUGCUAUCGGGGGGCUCGGUAACAAUUCCACAUCAACUUUGUACAAAGUAACUGUGAUAUGGUUUUAGGCUUAUCUAGCCGCCGUUGGGCAAUGACGUCUGUGGGAGAUAGAUUGGUGGUUCUGGCUGAUCCAUUUCUCCCUUUGCAGAAACCUUGUCCUGAGAUCAUCGACCAAUCGUUUCAGUUGCAUUUGGGGGCCUGCCGAUCGCGUGGGAGGUGGGGAAAAAAGGGAAGGGAAAAAGGAAGAGAGGCUCUCCGUUUGGCCGACUCGGUGUUUGAGCUUUUCCUUAAUAUUCUGACCACUUUUUUCUUAUUUGCCUCCGCAGUUUCUAAUUUGGUUGUGUUUAUGGGGUAGGUUCGGGAUAUGUGUUCUGCAACGGGAUUUGAACACAGAUGGCGCCAUACUGAUUAUGUUGGAAAUUUAUCGAAAGAGGUGGAAAAGUGUAGCGCUCCCUCCCUACAUGACACCGUUGUUAGCAUCUCCCUUUCUUUGUAGUGUUUGU